This is a messenger RNA of Staurois parvus, 324 nucleotides long. NCBI's taxonomy places the organism in Eukaryota, Metazoa, Chordata, Amphibia, Anura, Ranidae. The record is from the annotation of a GenBank genome assembly.
UGGGGCCCCCAGGCAAUAGGGGAUCAUGGGCCCCCUGUGUCCUUGCCCAAACUCAAAAAAGCCUAUGAAAAAGGUACCAGGAGCAUCUCAUGGGGCCCCCUACUGACCCCGGGCCCUCAGGCAGUGUCUGAGUUUUCAAAUGGUCAGUCCACCCCUGUUUACAUCUUCUUACAUCUGUUUUUCAUCCAUUUACAUCCAUGUUCGUCUGUUUACAUCCGGUUUUCAUCCGUUUUUUUUUUUAAAUUUUUCAUCCAUUUCCAUCCGUUUUUCAUCAGUUUACAUGCGGUUUUUUCAUCAGUAUUUUUCAUCCACUUGCAUCCAUUU